GGGCAAACAGGGGUCUUGGACUUCACCUCAUCCUGCCUUAUAAGUCGGCAUAAACCAUGCGGUGAAGGUGCUCGUUGUUUUCUUCACUUACCCUCUACCCCUAUACCAUCGCUGUUUGUUUUCUUAAGCCUUUGUUGGUGAGUUUCGGACUCGCCCCUCGCUGAUCGCAGAGGCUAGCAUUCUCUGAAUUGUCUGGAGCAUUCGCCGCACCCAGCGCCCGUAUCACCGACUUCAAGACCAUCCAUGGCUUCUUCAAAACUUCCCACCUUUGCACUCUUCCCUAUUGCGACAUGGAGAGACCAGGUGUUACCUGAUGAGUGGGUUGCUUGUCUCAACGCUUGGCAGGCUCUCAUCGACAGCCACCUCUCACUCUCCGACUCCGACUUCUUGGCCAUCUCGAGCAAGGAUGACAGUCUCCAGGGCUUUCUUGCCUCGUUUACCAGGGAGGUCUCAUUGGGUGGCAUCAACGUACUGGGAUCGUCUUCCUCGGCCAGGAGGCUUCUGAAAGGUUGCUUCGCUCUUGUCAGCAAGCUCCUUCAAUGCCCAUCGCCACCCAGUGGACUGGCGCAGUGGGAAUUCCUGGCCGAUGUCAGCCGGGUUUACAGCAAGAAGAAGGUUGAGCCGUUGCUGAAGAGUAUGUCGGCAGCCUCGAAAGGCUUCCUGGACUCAUCUCUUUCUGCCCUCAAGAAGUUCAUGAUCAAGAACCUCGAUGCGGGCCUUAGUGGUGGAGACCUCAAGGCCAUCGAGGAGCGACUAGAGCGGGUCAACGACUUGAUCCGCGUCUCUCCUUCAGUCGCCGAGUUCUUCCUUUCCGGCAGCGACUUUGUCGAUGGCCUUAUCAGCUGCUACAAGAUCACCAACCCUCCUCUGAGGAAAGCCUUGAUUGCAACUACCUAUCUCUGCCUCGUGGGCCUGGCGGAAGGCCAGAAGAUGUCAGCUCUUACGGAUCAGCUCUACUCCCUGAAGACCGCAGCAGAGACGCACAAGGCCGGCCCGCUCAACGUCAAUGACUCCCUCGUGGCCGAACUGGUAGCAUCCACGCCCCUCCUACAACGUUUGCAGCGCAAGAUCGAAGAAUCGGACAACGCCUCGUCUCGGACCAAGUCAGUUCUCGCGGAACUUGGAACCUUCAAAAAGCCCGGCGGCGGAAUGUCCAAACCCAAGCGUCUCGUCAAGCGCAAAAUUGAUAAAGGCAAAGGCCUCGCCGAGUUCGACGAAGCCCAAGCCCAACAAGAAAUCCAGGUGCACCGCAUGAGCCAAGUGUCUCAAGUCCAGGACCUCUUCCCCGAGCUCGGCACAGGCUUCAUCUUCAAGCUCCUGGACGAGUACUCCAAUUCGACCGAAGAAGUCAUCUCCCACCUCCUUGACAACUCCCUCCCCCCACACCUCCAAACCGCCGACCACUCCGAGGAUCUUUCCUCCCGCUCACCCCAACAGCAAUCGCGCCGCAAAUCCUCCCUCGCCCCGCGCCCAACCCCGCCCCUCACGCCAGGAGCAAACGACUCCGACGAAGACCUCACCCUCCUAACCGCCACCUCGCGCCUACACAUCGGCAAACGGCCCGGCGACGCUGACGCGCUACUCUCGCGCCCAACGACCUCCAAAGCCGCCAUCCUCUCGGCCCUCGCCGCCUUCGACUCCGACGACGACGAGCGCGACGACACGUACGACGCGGCCGACGUGGGCGGGAUGGUCGACACACCGGCGCCCGACGAGCUCCUGCCCGAGGGCAGCGAGGCAAUCCUCUUCCGCACGUGGCAGGCCAGUCCAGGCGUGUUUGCCCGCGACAACGGGACGCGCGGGGGGAAGGAGAGGGCCCGGCUGAGAGAGGAGACUGGCAUGACGGAUGAGGCGGUUGAGGGGUGGGCCGUGAUGCUGGGCCGGGAUGCCGGACUCAAGCGGAGGCUGAUGGCGAGGUACGGGGAGUGGAACGGGGAGCAGGUGGAGCUGGGGAGUACGGCGUGGCGGGCGGGGGUGGAUGAUGAGGAGGAUGAAGGUAGUGAUAGCGUCGGCGCUGGCAGGGGUCGUGGGAAUGAACCAGGGCGGGGACGGGGGAGAGGCAGAGGCGGAAGGGGCGGGAGAGGGGGAGGAGCGCCGCCGCCGGCUGCCGACUCGGAGAUCGCGAGACGAAGGAAAGAGGCAAACAAGGGGAGCCGGGCGAACCAUAACCGGCGGGAUCAGCGGGCCAGGAAGAUGACGAGGGGCGGAUUUGCGGGGUGACGUGCUUAACAUAGAUGCCCGGGCACAGCGAUGUGCAGCGUUCACAGCAUCAACCGUUAUCAUUGGCGAGAGACAAAAAGUUGUCUCCAGCUUAACCAGAAUAAGCGUAUAAAGAAUUAUUACAGCAGUGU
Molecule: messenger RNA, 2351 nt
Organism: Parathielavia appendiculata
Lineage: Eukaryota; Fungi; Ascomycota; Sordariomycetes; Sordariales; Chaetomiaceae
Exons: 1
Coding region: 244-2220 (658 amino acids)
Molecular function (GO): ubiquitin binding
Source: RefSeq, a predicted model, not a curated record